AUGCCGACCGCCGCCUUCGCACUGGCGUUGGCCGCACCCCUGGCGGGGCAGGCCCGUGGAUACGGCAUCGACUACGUCUUGCACCUGGUCUACCUGGACUCGUUCCUGGUCCUCUUCGUCAUGUACCUCGGUGCGGUUGGGUCUGGCCCCUUGCCAGCUGUGAAGCGCAAGCUGAAUGCGACAGGUCAGAUCAUUGGCCGCGGCUUCGUUCCCCUGGCGCAGCUGGCCUGGCGCUCGUCCCCGGGCAGGGCGCCGGGGGCCGUGGCCGGUCGGGAGAACCUGCACGAGGCGUACGCGUCCGUCCCCCACGCGCUCUUGCUCCAGGCCCUGCGGCCGUACUUUGUGGACUGGCUCGGCGUGCCCGAGCGGCUCUCGGCGGCGCCGCAGGGCGGCCCGCGCGGUGGCCCCGGCCCGGCCCCGCCCGCCGCGCAGGGCGCCCGCGCCGCCUACGACGACCUGUGGCACGCGCUGCGAAAGAGCAGCAACGACGAGGCUGAGGACGUGUCCGACCGCUUCUGGCACGAGCCGCUCCUGCUCGUUCCCGCCGGCGGCGGCGCGGAGGGGCGUUGGUGCACCGCGCGGCAGGCCAUCUGGGCUGCCCCAACAGAGGGCGUGCUCGACCUCGUCGCCGACAACCCGAGGAACGACGACGACGACAAAGGCGCCCGAGGGCUGGCUCGAGGCCGCGCGGCUGGAGCAGCUGGCCCCGCACUACGGCUCCGACGCCGGUCUCCGGGAGCUGUUCACCGAGCUCCUCGGCGUGCCGGUGUCGGCGCGGUUCGUGGAGCGGCCCGAGGAGGAGGGGGCCGAGGAGGAGGGCGCGCUGCCGUGCGGCAGGAGGGCCGUGGGGCAGCCCUGCUGGCUGGUCGUCGCCUGGGGCGGCCG
Prorocentrum cordatum is the source of this 885-nucleotide messenger RNA. Lineage: Eukaryota; Dinophyceae; Prorocentrales; Prorocentraceae. The record is from the annotation of a GenBank genome assembly.